This is a messenger RNA of Penicillium alfredii, 186 nucleotides long. RefSeq lists its product as uncharacterized. The record is from RefSeq and is a predicted model, not a curated record. Bases 1 to 186 code for a protein of 61 amino acids. The transcript is spliced from 2 exons. NCBI's taxonomy places the organism in Eukaryota, Fungi, Ascomycota, Eurotiomycetes, Eurotiales, Aspergillaceae.
AUGGCUCAAAUCAUCGAGGUCGAGAAGGAGAAGCAACGGGAGCGGAUGACACGAUGGCAGGGCCGGAAGGAAGUGAGCGAGGUCGUCACGGCUGAAGCGAAACCCGAUCCAGACCGAGUCGCGUUGCGGACUGGGGAGAUCCGAGACACACACACCCCAGACCGGGACCCGGGAUGGUAUCGAUAG